GAGAUGAGGUGUGUAGUGAAGAGAUUGAGGAGAUGUGGAAAGAUGACGAUCACCUUGGGUUUUUAAAGGGGAUGAGCGUUGCUGUAGCGCUGCAGCUGGUUGGCCUGGAUCACUGUUGCAUCACUACAGCAGAACAGCAGUAGAGCAAAGGCAGCCAAGGCCAUGGAGGCAGGGCCCAGCCGACCAGCGUCAACCGGUCAGCCGAGGCGCGAGGAACGAGAGCGAGCGCGUGGGGUGGCCUUGGUGUGCAUGGUGGGGUUAUCUCCCUCAUCUCUCAUCUCAUCGGUGGGUGUGUUCAGGGUUCACUCCAUCUGCCGCCGGACCCAGGUACGUCACACAUUUCUCCUUCUCCUAGCUGUCCGUCCUAGCCUCUUCUCACUUUUCCGCCCCAAUUGCCGGAGCUCGGGCCGCCGGUGUCAGGGCGGGCACGCCGCGAAGAAGAAUGAGCAUGCAGACCGGAGGACGUAAGCCGUCAGAGCGCCGCGGGCGUGAGAGCCAUCAAUCAUACUUGACAGUUCGAGACCCGUU
Messenger RNA from Cutaneotrichosporon oleaginosum, 528 nucleotides. RefSeq lists its product as uncharacterized. Lineage: Eukaryota; Fungi; Basidiomycota; Tremellomycetes; Trichosporonales; Trichosporonaceae. The record is from RefSeq and is a predicted model, not a curated record.